Salarias fasciatus (jewelled blenny) is the source of this 2200-nucleotide messenger RNA. Its product is annotated as Fc receptor-like protein 5. The transcript has 9 exons. The coding region runs from base 103 to 1500 and encodes 465 amino acids. Gene Ontology annotation, biological process: cell-cell adhesion. The record is from RefSeq and is a predicted model, not a curated record. Gene Ontology annotation, molecular function: cell adhesion molecule binding. NCBI's taxonomy places the organism in Eukaryota, Metazoa, Chordata, Actinopteri, Blenniiformes, Blenniidae. Gene Ontology annotation, cellular component: cell-cell junction; plasma membrane.
CAGCACAUGUUUAACACCCUUCGCCUUGACGCAUACAAACACACAUGUGCAUACAUUCCAGCAAUCUGGGAAACAUGAGCAAGGUUCAAACGUAGCACUGUUAUGAAGAACCGACAGACUCGAAAUCUGUUGCCAAUUUUGGCUCUGGCAAGUUUGUUCAUCAAGAUAAGCGGCUCAAACUCAGUUCACCCAGUUCUCACUGGUCCCGACAAGGCCUACCUGGGCUCCAGGGCGGUUUACCGAUGCACAGCCCCCGGCUCGUCUCCACCGGUCAGAUAUGAGCUGGUGUCAAGCGACGGCGCCCUGAUGGCCUCGUCUGUCGACCCCCAAGGGGACCAGCCGGCGACUUUAGGCAUGAAAGUGUCUGAAGCCUCGGCCGGGGCGUACCACUGCAGGGCGACGGCCGGGGGAAACACAGGCGUCAGCAACAGCAUCACUCUGAGUGUCGUCAUUCCACCGCUGCAAACCACGGUGACCUCUGAACCCUUCCCGCCGGUCCUCUAUGAGGGCUCACGCCUCGUCCUGAGCUGCGGUGUCGACAGGGGCUCCCACCUCUCCUACACCUGGUUCUUCAACAGGACGGAAGUAGACGGUGACAUUGAAGACGUCUUCAAUGUCACCGGGAACAAGCUCGUGGUUGAGGAGGUGACUCCCGAGCAUGCUGGGAGUUAUUACUGCAUCGCCUCGACCUCGGUGCAGGACAUCCAGAGGUUUUCCAGCAGCUCAGAUAUUCAAGUGACAGUUAAAGUCUACGUGUCAAAGCCGGAGAUCUCCUUCUCCGUUUUCCGAGAAGGAAAAAGUUACCGCGCCAACGUGACCUGCUGGUCGUCCAGAGGGAGCCCUCCUGCGAACUUCUCUCUCUUACUGGACGAGGCUGAGGUGUACUCUGUGAGAGCGACCCAGUCCCUGGUGGGGUGGUUCGUCGUGGAAGUGGUCCCCGGGCUGGACAUGGGGCUGGCUCACUGUCAGGUGAAGACGGAGCUGCAGGAGCUGAAGAGUGAACCUGUGACUCUGGAAGUAGUGCCGGUCGGAGGGGACGUGAGCGUGAACGUGGAGUAUCUGUACACCUCUGCCUCCAGGCUGGCUGCAGCCUUGCUGACCUGUAAAGUCAGCAGAGGGACUUUUCCUCUCGUCUCCUGGCUGCUGGACGACUCCGUCCUUCCCAGCCUGCCCCACUCGGCCCUCAUCAAUGAGGGACAAACCCUGAUCCUCACCCAGCUGGGCCCGGAGGAGAGCGGUUCUUACCGCUGCAGGGCCAGAGACAGCUACGACAGCUCCGGGCCGUGGGUGGAGAGCGAGGCCCAGCUGGUCCAGGUGACAGAGGCUCGCAUGACCACCACAGAGAAGAUCUCCAUCUCGUUCUGCUGCUUCCUUCUUCUGGUGCUGGUGGUGUGUUCAGUGUGUGUGCUCAAGAUGUUCAACCACGACCGAGCUCAUCCCCAGACUGCUCCAGUAAAUCACGUUUUUCUCUCUCAGCUCAGACGAUCUGUCACUGUCUGAACUAACGUCCCGGGCAGAAGACAAGAAGACCGAAUCUCCCCACAUAGACUUUGAUGUGCACAAUCAGGUGUACUGGUGAGAGGAAACUCUGCGGACAGCAGGAAAGAAGACAAAAGAAAAUGUAUCUGUAUUAGGAAAACAGCCCGAGUACCAAGUAAAUACUUAAUACAGCAAUAACUUAAUGUUCCAGUGAACAGGGAUUUAAGCUUAGAGAAUGUAAAGUGUGUUACGUUGAUUUAGCACUAUUUUUCAUAACACACACAUUAGGAUCGUCGUCAUGCGUCCAUGGCAGUGUGAAUAUUCAUGUCAAUCCAGAUAAGAAGCUACUGAGCUUCUCUGAUAGUUAUUGCUCAUAUAUUAAUCUAGUUGUAAGCACACACUGCACAUGCAUGAACAGUAAAAGCUCACAGGAAAUCAUGAACCUUUUCUUUUUUGUGCAUCUUUUUAAUAAAACACCAGAAGAGUCUCACACAAGCCGAAAAACCACAGAGGAGUUUACUUUUCUCUACUGGCCUGACAUGUGAAAGCUCUUACACUUAUAUUUUCUUUAAAUUAAGCCAAAUAAUCAAACACAAACAUAAUCAAAUUGAACACCCAGGUGUUAGAAAGAUUGAUCAUUCCUAUUAGUCAACCACUGUAAAUUGUCAUUUCAUGAUUUUUUUUUUUUUUUUUUGUGAAUAAAAGAUCCAUUUCUACAGGA